Molecule: messenger RNA, 870 nt
Organism: Cryptomeria japonica (Japanese cedar)
Lineage: Eukaryota; Viridiplantae; Streptophyta; Pinopsida; Cupressales; Cupressaceae
Exons: 3
Coding region: 1-870 (289 amino acids)
Source: RefSeq, a predicted model, not a curated record
AUGAUAGUGGCAGAGUAUGCUAGAGACCCAUGGGCAUCAGGGAUAGUUGAUGGGUCAGUUAUUGAUACUCGGUAUACACUUGUAGAUGAUUUGAUUAUCUACAAGAGCAGGAUUUUUCUAGUCCCAGGAUCGAAGGUGAAGCAAUCUAUAUUGAGGGCUCUUCAUGAUUCACCUACAGUUGGUCACCCUGGGUACUUCAAGACAUAUAGACAGGUUUGGGAGUGGUUCACUUGGAAAGGGCUUAAGUCAGAUGUUUUGCAGUAUGUUCGUGAGUGCCCUGUUUGUCAGCAGAACAAACAAGAGCACACCUUUCCAGCUGGGCUCCUACAGCCACUUCCCAUUCCAGAUCAGAAGUGGGAAUGCAUAUCUAUGGACUUCAUUACGGGCUUUCCCAAGGCUCAAGGGUAUGAUUGCAUCUACUUAUCACCCACAGAUGGAUGGACAGACGGAGAUAGUGAACAAGUGGGUGGAAGGUUAUUUGAGGAAUUACGUGGUUGGUCAGCAGAGGGCAUGGGUGAGAUGGAUUCAUUUGUAGUUCCACGUGCCGGGGAUUUGCUUCAGGAGAGCAAGGACAUUGUUGAUGCUCUCAAGGAUAAUAUGCCCUACAAACAGUCUACUCUUAAGAAGAGUGGGUCAGAAAAGCUUAAGCCACGCUAUUAUGAGCCUUUCAGGAUUAUCAAGCGGGUAGGAGAGUUGGCUUAUGAGCUUGAGCUUCCAGCAGAUAGCAGGGUGCACAAUGUGUUCCAUGUGUUGCGCCUCAAGAAGGCAUUAGGACAGCAUGUUGUGCCUUCCACAGUGCUACCACCCUUGGAUGAUGAGGGGAAGUUGAUAUUGGUGCCAGAGUCUAUUUUGGAUAGUAGGGAGAAAUAG